Messenger RNA from Grammomys surdaster, 3063 nucleotides. Its product is annotated as spermatogenesis-associated protein 31E1-like. NCBI's taxonomy places the organism in Eukaryota, Metazoa, Chordata, Mammalia, Rodentia, Muridae. The coding region runs from base 1 to 3063 and encodes 1020 amino acids. The transcript is spliced from 3 exons. The record is from RefSeq and is a predicted model, not a curated record.
AUGGGAUGUGAAGAGGGGGCACAGCGACACCAGGAAGAAAACUGCUGCUGGAAAAGCUCCGCCAAGCAUCCCUUACUGGACUCCUCUCCACGGCCCUUUUGGAACUCUAAGGAGAUACUGCAUCAGCUUACCCUCUCUCAGCUGUUCUCUCACCUCAGAGUCUUAGAGAAUCUUAUACAGCAUAAAUUUAACCAACUUUUAUGGGGCAUAUCCUCUGUGUUCUCUGAGUCAGUUGUGGCUACCGCCUGGGCCUCCAGAAAACCUUCCUCAGGAAGACAUAAAACUGUGAGGUUUAGUGAUGCCUGUGUCCCUGUCCAAGCUCUACCCAUGGCUAAAGGACCACCACAGCCUUCCCAGGAUCCACCAUUACCCCACCAACUUGUGACACCAAGCUUGGUGGGUAUGACAGGGAUCCAGGAACUAGAAGACCUUCCAAGCUCUACACCAAGCCAAACACCUUCUUUGGUCAAGAGUAGGGCCUAUGGAAAAGCAUGUCCUACCACUGAAAGAGGGAUACAAGUAUCCCUUCCAAGUGAAAAUGAACCCUGGAAAGACAGAUUGAAUUGGAAAGACAAUAUAGGCUCUAAUGUCCAAAAACAUCAAGCAGCCACUAGCCAGCCCACUGACAACUUGUCCAGGAGCACCCUGCCCAUUAAAGCUAUCAGGUCAGCCUCCACCCUUCCUGAGCAUUGUCAGAUGCUCCAGCAUCACGAGGAGACACUGAAUGCAGACAAGGCAACUACUGUGGGAGAACAACAAGGAAUCCCAGUCAGACUCCUCCCAUCCAAGGAGCUGACCCAGCUUCAGGGACAUUUCCCAGCAAACAGUGAUCAUUACUGCAAGAGCAGGCCUCAACUCUCCCAGCCUGCCCAGCCCUCCAGCCUCAACUCCAAAAGCUUCAAGUGGAGCCAGAUGAUGGGGUCUGUGCCCACAGGGGUGCCCUUAAAGGAGGCCAUAGCAAAACGUGACAUACCUAAUACCAUCAAGAAGGGCCUCGGUGUGGGGGUCAAACACCUGCCUUGUACUUCAAGCAGCAGCCCUGGGAAGGGGCUGGAACCCAGGAACCCUGCAGUAAGGACAGAUAAGUUGUCCUCUAUAAACACCACCAAGGACCUUUCCUUCUUCGAUCCAAAGACUCAAAUGAAGCUGGAACCAAACAUCAUGCAGCUUCCUAUGAAAGGCAAAAGGAAACUACCCUGUGAUUCCAAGGCUGAAUACUAUUCUAAGGCUGCCAUGAUCCUGGAAAAAUUGCAUCAUCAAGAUCCAGGAGGGACAAGGGUAGCAACUGUAUCAACUGCCAGGCUGCGAAACUCUCUUUUUGAACACUCACCUCCAGAGGUUCAGGAGACCCAAAGAACCCCUCCACCUGCUGCCAGCCAUGGGCCCUCAAAGGCCCAUCCAGAUCCACAACAGAGGUACCUGAGUGCUCAGCCCCAUGCUACCUGUUCCCAGGCAAAACUUCAGCAGAGCAAGACUCUCCAAGGAACUGGGAAAGCCUGCCUGCUACCAAAUACCAGCCCAGGAACAGCCAGGCAUGCACCAUGGAGGAAGUCUGAGGGUGUGGCCUCAGGACAUCCCUGCUGUAGUGCAACAAGAGUUGGCCCUGAUAAAAGUAUCCCACCUUCAGUGGUCAAACAAACCAACACACUGAAGGUAAAAGAAGAGCCACCUCAAGCAUGGAGGGUGAGUCUGGGAUCUAGUGAGAUUCCCAACGACCAAACCAUCAAAACAGUCUUUGAGUCUGUAGAGAUCAUCAGAAGCCGAGGCCAUUUCCAAACACCUAUCCUUCAACACCCAGGGGACUUAGCUCUAAAAACAAAAGUAUAUAAUAAGGUCAACUUGAAAUCAAGCAAACCUGUGAACCAUCAUCCUCAUGGCCCCAGUACAGUACACCCUGCCACGGUCAGCUUGUCCUCAUGGCACUCACUUCUCAGCUUCCAAAACCCCAAGACUUCCCAGGGUCAUGGCUUCAUGAAGAGUGAUCAGAGUGUGGAGACUCAGGAGUUCAGAGUCCACAAGGAUAAGAUAACAGCAAAGAAUGACAACACAUUUCAUUCCCAUGAAGAGAGACCAAGUAUUUUGAAAUCUGGAGGCAUAAGCCAUGGAGAAAGUCUUGGGAAAGUAAGGCCUUCUAUCCCGAGCUCCACCCAGCUCAAGGGUACAGUCAAGACUGAAAGUCAAUCCUUCCUAUAUAAACAAGGAAAAAGAGAGGCUCCUCCUAAAAGCUCCUUGAAAAACAUCAUGAGGGAUGCUGCACAAUAUGGAAACCUCAGCACAAACUGCAAGAGGGAAGGGGAUUCUUUGAAGAAUGAAAGCCCUACACUGGCUACUGAGCAGACACAGGAGGUAAUAGAAAGAGAAAACAUUUACGGUACAGUGGAUGAACUACAAUCCUUCAUAAAUGUUCUGGUCCAGAACCUGGUCGAUUACGUAGGUGCAUCGAAGGAACAAGAGUGUAAAGUGGAAUCACUGACAUUCCAGCUGCUUGGCUCUUCUGAGGGUCUCUAUGACCCAAACCUUAGCAGACCAGUAAGCAGAAUAAGUUGUGGCCAUGCCAGCCCUGAGAGGCACAAGCAUUCACCCAGAUACAGAAAAAUUGAACACAAACAGCAGCCAGGUGUUGACCAUAAAGCCUUUGACCCACAUCAAAGCCCAAAGAAAGGAAUGGACUCUGGCUGUCUUAUGAGUCCCAAAGAGAGCCAUCCAGUCAAGUACAGGGGAACUGGAGGCCAGAAACAGUCAGCUAUUGUUGCUCAGGGAGCCUCUGACCCAGAUGAAAUUAGAACAAAGUAUGGAAAGGAGUUUUUUCCACAUAGAAGCCCCGAGAUGCAUAACCAUUCAUUCAGAGAAACUAGAGACAAACUGCAGAGAGACUGCGACCAACAUCCCUACAGUGUGAACAGAGUAGGCUUUGAGCAGCUCCCUACUUCCAAGGGAAACAACCAUCCACACCGGUCAAGGACAAAGGAACUAGAGGCCAGAAGCAGUCAUAUGUUACUCCCCAGGGAGCCUCUGAUCCCAGGUAGACCUUACCAGCAGAAGCUACCAUCUUCGCCUUCCUGA